Molecule: messenger RNA, 1040 nt
Organism: Hordeum vulgare subsp. vulgare (domesticated barley)
Lineage: Eukaryota; Viridiplantae; Streptophyta; Magnoliopsida; Poales; Poaceae
Product: bZIP transcription factor 68-like
Exons: 1
Coding region: 367-921 (184 amino acids)
Biological process (GO): regulation of DNA-templated transcription
Molecular function (GO): DNA-binding transcription factor activity
Source: RefSeq, a predicted model, not a curated record
GGAAGGAUCGCUUGUUACUCUCGACAGAAUUUCCACGCAGAAAAGAAAGGCGCCCGUUUCUUUCCAUCAACAAAGUCCACCUUUCCCCGCGACGCCGACAUGUCGACGACAACAGAUUACGAAUCAAGACGAUAAUUCUCAAACGUCCACGACGACGUUGAGCAAAAACAAGAACCAAAUUUGCUCACGUCACCACGCCAGCCACAACUUUAGAGCGCGCUCCUGCUUUUCCCGCGGUUUAUAAGCAGCGCGUCUCCGCUCGAUCUCCCGCUCCAUUCGUCCGGGGCAGGAAACGCACCAAAGAAAGAAAAGUCCACCAAUAAUUGCGAGCCUUCCGGGUCUUCCUCACGCUCCAUUCUUCCAAGCAUGCAACGCCACGGCGCCGCCUGCGGCAUUGCGUGCCACUCCGGCGCCGGCUUGGCGGCCGCCGGCGUGUUCAUGCUGCCGCAGGUCUACGACCCUCACGGCGUGCAUGGACAGUACCAGUACGACUUGGCCUCGUUGUCGGACAUGGUGGCUCCAUACACCGACUACAAUGGCGGCAACCCUGCCGUCGGAUGGGUGCCUCCGGGGGGUGGCGCCGUGGACGACGACGGUCGGACGGCGUGCCGUGGCAACGGCGACGAGAGGAAGACGAGGCGGCUGGCGUCGAACCGCGAGUCGGCGAGGCGGUCGCGGGUGAGGAAGCAGAGGCGGCUGGACGAGCUGUCGUCGCGGGCGGCGCGGCUCCGGGCGGAGAACCAGCGUCUCCUCGUGGAGCUCAACGGCGUGCUCGCCGAGCACGGCCGCGUUGCCCGCGAGAGCGCACGGCUCCGGGAGGAGGCCUCCGAGCUGCGGGCGAAGCUCGACGGGAUGGGGGUGGACGAGGCCGAUGUUGACGUUGCUCCGCAGAGUACAGAGGACACCGGCAAUACGGCUUAGCUGCGCUCAUAAGACAGAAUGAGAACGCGGCAUGGGAUUUAUUCAUGGCACGUAGCCAGGUGGACAUAAUAUACUAGUUCUAAUGUGGCGACCAAUUAUAUUUAUUUUUACUUCUCCGA